Camellia sinensis is the source of this 372-nucleotide messenger RNA. Lineage: Eukaryota; Viridiplantae; Streptophyta; Magnoliopsida; Ericales; Theaceae. The record is from RefSeq and is a predicted model, not a curated record.
AUGGACAGGGGGAGAUACCAGAGAUUAGUUGGGAAGCUUAUAUACUUAUCCCACUUGCGCCCAGACAUUGCUAUUGCAGUACGUAUAAUUAGCCAGUUUAUGCAUGCUCCUAAAACUACUUACUUAGAGGCAGUUAUGAGGAUUUUGAGAUACCUAAAAUCUUCUCCUGGAAAGGGUCUCUAUUUCUCAAAACAUGGUCAUCUUAGUGUGGAGGCUUUUAUUGAUGCAGAUUGGGUUGGAUCAGUCACUGAUAGACGAUCAACUUUUGGGUAUCUCACAUUUGUUGGAGGUAACCUGGUCACUUGGCGUAGUAAGAAACAAAAUGUGGUUACUAGAUCUAGUGCCGAUGUAGAAUUCAGGGCUAUGGUUUAG